Molecule: messenger RNA, 1140 nt
Organism: Eimeria tenella
Lineage: Eukaryota; Apicomplexa; Conoidasida; Eucoccidiorida; Eimeriidae
Exons: 5
Coding region: 1-1140 (379 amino acids)
Source: RefSeq, a predicted model, not a curated record
AUGGGAUUUAAAUUUGUGGCAGCGGCGCUCGCGGCGCUGCUGGCGCUGCUGCUGGCGCUCCGCCUCGAUCCGGGUGUCACUACAGCUCCGAUGCAACACAAGCUUCCGCAAGACCCCGACGGGACCAUCACAAAAGUGGAGGGAGUGGAGCGCAUCACCUUCUCCGUGCUGUCCCACGGCAAACGCCUCCACUGCUGGCUCUUCGUCCCCCCGCAGCCCCUCGCGAAGCCGCCCCCUGCUGUCGUUGCUGCUUACGGCUUGGGUGUCCAGAAGGACAUAGCGAUGGUGCCGCUGGCGCUGGCGCUGGCGAGGGAAGGUUUUGCUGCAGUUCUGUUUGACUACAGACACUGGGGAGUCUCCGAGGGCCUCCCAAGACAUGCUGCAGUGCCGCAGCAGCAAGUGGAGGACUUGACAGCUUUGCUGCAGCACUUGGGGGCCCCGGGGCCCCUCAGCAGCAAACUGGACAGCAGCAAAAUGGCACUCUACGGGGCCUCGCUCGGCGGCGGCGUCGUCUUAGCUGCUGCAGCAGAACUCUGCAGACGCAAAGACCCCCUCAGCAGCAGCAUCAAAGCUGUUGUUGCUGCCAUUCCCUUCGUCAGCGGCAGCAAAACCAGCAGCAAGGCCCUCCAGGAGCGCGGGCUGCUGGAGACGGCGCGCGUGGGCCUCGCAGUGGUGCAGGACCUGGUGCGGAGUGUCUUUACAGCUGAGAGUGCGGUGUACAUCCCUCUGGCGCGCAGCAGCAGCAGCAGCAGCAGCAGCAGCAGCGGCAUCAGUGCGAUGCAGCUGGAGAGCAACGAACACCAAAUUUGGGCCUCUCGAACUCCUUUGAAAGGCCAAGUGGUCGACGGGGCCUGGGAAAACAAAUUGGCGGCGAGAUCGCUCUUUUGGCUUUCGCGGUUCGAAGUGGAAGACUUGGCCGCCGAAUUCCUCGAAAUCCCCACCCUGCUGAUCGCCGGGUCCAUAGACACCGUGUGCCCCAUCGAGGCCAUUCGAGAUCUGGUGUCUAGACACCAGAAGAAGCAAAGCAGCAGCAAAAUGGUUUUGAAAGAAUUCCCUUUGAGGCAUUUCGAUUUCCUGACGCAGCAAAACUUCCCCAUCCUCGUCAGCAACACCGUCCAGUUCAUCAAGGAACAGAUCUGA